This is a messenger RNA of Cantharellus anzutake, 2114 nucleotides long. RefSeq lists its product as uncharacterized. The transcript is spliced from 4 exons. The coding region runs from base 30 to 2114 and encodes 694 amino acids. NCBI's taxonomy places the organism in Eukaryota, Fungi, Basidiomycota, Agaricomycetes, Cantharellales, Hydnaceae. The record is from RefSeq and is a predicted model, not a curated record. Gene Ontology annotation, molecular function: protein binding.
UGCCUCAGCAUCUGUCUCUGGAAAAGCAAAUGAAGGCUCUUGUUAUCAAGCCUAUGCGUAAUCUGAUGGAGAUAUUACCUUCUGGAAAAGAUUGCCUCGUCAUCAUCUUAGAUGGCUUGGAUGAGUGUGGAGAUCUAGAAGCACUCGAACGUCUGAUGGAGCUCGUCCUUAUCCUCGAAGAGCUGCCAGCCACGUUUGCAGUAUUCAUCAGCUGUCAUCCUGAGUCAUUGAUUGUGUCAGCUUGGGAUGAAGCUCGGGGACAGGGCCUUGUCAUACCAUGCGAAGAUGUGGAUAAAAUUACGCAGGAGAAGUAUCACACGAUCCGCUGCAUGGUGGAGGAUGGCCUUCGAGAUCGUAUCAGGAAAUCUCGGUGGAAACCUUCGGAGGAAGAUCUCGAUGCUUUUACUUUGGCUUGUCGUGAAUUGCCUGUUAUGGCAUCAAUCCGAAUUCGUGAAGUCAUCUCGCAGACAUGGCAUGGUCGCACCCUGCAGACAGAGUUCCAGUACCUUCUCAAUCUCUCCGAUCCACCCACCAGUCUCAACUGGGAGUACUUGCGAAUACUUCGAAGGGCCUAUAUGCCUGAUUCAUCUGCAAUGCCUGUCGAUGUAGCAAAGAUGUAUCAUCUAUUGGUUGGCACAAUUAGUUCGGCACAUUCAUCACUGAGAAUUGCCAAGGAUGAGGCCCAAGCCACAUUGGAACCGAUUAGCUCAAUCAUUGAACUUCCUUCGGAGGAUUGGAAAGGUGUUAAAUUCUAUCAUGCCAAAGCGCAAGAAUUUAUAACGGGGAGUCCGAUUGGACAAGAAAGGAUAUUUCUCGGACCGCUACUCCUUCGAAUUUUCAAUAAUUGUUGCAAGCGGAAUGAAUUUAGGAUACCCACUAAUCCUCCUCUUGGUGACAAAGAAAAAUGGGCAGAUUUCAAACCCUAUGGGGAACGACCCGAACACAUCCGAUACGUCAAUCGCUACAUACUCCUCCAUCUGGACCCUGCACGACUCUUUUCCCAAGAGUCCAAUGACAAUUAUGAAUUGCAGAAUGAGUUCAAUUCCUUCCUUACACAAAACUUCCUUACAUACCUGCACCUGGGAGGGGACCCUUGGGUGCGACCAGGAUUUGAUGAAUUCAAUAUAAACUAUAUGGCCACCUCUCUGACCCUCUCCAGCAAGAUUUCGAACCACUUGAUUCCAUUGAGCGAGGCUUUGCUUAAUGCCCAAAUGCUUAUGGAGGCGAAAUCAGAUCAAUUGCCAACGAAGAUUGAUGAGUGGGAUGAUGAAGUGAUCAAUUAUGAAGCUGAAUUCCGUGAACCUGAUGUCCGUAAUGGCAUUGUGACGUGCACAGCACUCUCUCGAGAUGGCCGAUACAUUGCACUCGGGUUUGGUAGUGGUGUUAUUGAGAUCGCUGAUAUCGACGAUCAGCAUACGAUGUCUCAGUUCCAGAAUCAUCCACCCAAUCCACCAGCCUGGAUCGAGUUUGUCCAUGGUCAUCAUCAUGUCGCUGCCGAGGAUGUCGACGGGAACAUCACUAUCUAUAGCCAUGGUACACUGCCUGUGAAACUUGGCAUUCUCCCCAUAGGGACCUAUCCCAUUGUAACUGCAGUCUCAGAUAGUGGAUUGUUCAUCAUACGAGUCCUACGGGAUCCUGGAAAGCCUUGGUACAACAACGUGGCGUGUAUAUACAUUUCAGGCGACCCGCACAUUCAGCUCCUUGCCUCUCCUCCCGACUCUCCCAUUCAAUCCUUCCGAUCCAAUUCCGAGUCAGCCUUUCCUGAGCGUCACAUGGUUGCGUUUUCUCCGGGGGCACGAUACAUUGCUGCCUUCGAUGAGCACAGCGCUUUCACCUGGUCGACGGAAUCGGGUGAUUUUAUUGCGCGUUAUAAUGUGCGGGGAGACAAAUCUUGGAUUAUAAAUACUGGCAUGGCCCCUACCUGCCCGUAUCACAUCCCCCAUCCGGUAUCUACUCGACCCACUCUUCCGUUGGCGGGUGACACAGUUUAUGCACAUCAUUCCUGGGUGGAUGCAGGACCUGAGUUGGACGAGACUUGGAUCAAGCGUCCAUUUUUCCAUCAGUUGCCGGACCAUGCGUCACGAAAACCGGCAGACGCUCCUAUCAGCUCUUGA